This is a messenger RNA of Camelus dromedarius (Arabian camel), 7147 nucleotides long. RefSeq names its product sperm acrosome associated 6 (gene SPACA6). Bases 695 to 1669 code for a protein of 324 amino acids. Lineage: Eukaryota; Metazoa; Chordata; Mammalia; Artiodactyla; Camelidae. The record is from RefSeq and is a predicted model, not a curated record. The transcript has 10 exons. Gene Ontology annotation, biological process: fusion of sperm to egg plasma membrane involved in single fertilization.
GCCCUGCACGGGACGGCCCGGCGGGGACCCCCGACCCCGCUGCCCAACCCGCCGGGCUCAGGGGGCUGCUGCAGGGACCCAGGGAGGAGGAGCUGGGCUGCCCCUCCUGUCCUCUCCCCUGCAUUCUUUCCUCCCUCUUCCCUCAAAGAGUUUCUCUCCCAUCAAGAAAUCUCUGUUUUGCUUUCUCGCUCUGUCUCUCCAUCCUCCGUGGAGUCUGCACUGUGGCCUCUCAGGCUCUGUCUCCAUCCGUCUCUCACUGUGCUUUCUGGGUCUCGGACCCUCCCAAUUUCUCUCUGUGGCUCACUUUCUGUCUUUCGGGUGCUCGAGGUGUCUCUAUAUCAUGUCCAUUUCUGCCACACUCCCUCGCUCCACCCCAGGGCCUGGCGGGCCCCCCUGCACACCGCACUGCCGGCCUCUGGGUCCCUGAGACCCUUUAACCUGUGAGGACGUCCAGGGUCACAGGUGAGGUUCUUGGGAGCCUGGCGUCCGGCCCAACCACAAGCCUGGGGAUUGCUGGCCUGACCCCUGACCCCUGACGCCACACAUCCUUCCCCCUUCCUCCCUUAAAACCCUGAACCUGACAUCUGAUGGGCAACUGAAACCCGACCUCUGACCCCAUAUCAUAAGCCCCUCCCCCACCCUGUGAUGACCUCACAAAAGUCACCAGCUUCUCCCCAGUUCAAGACCCUCCGCUAUGGCCCUGCUGGUCCCAGCAAGCUCUGUCCUGUCUGCCCUAGUGGCCCUGAUGGUCUUCAGGGCCUUCGCCUGGGCCUGUCUCCUCUGCUUCACGUCCUACAAUGAGCGCCUCCAAAUCUGCCAGAUCUUCGCAGGCCUGGAGAGUCCCGACCUUGGGAAGUGUGAGGAGGCCUUCACGGAUGCCUUUAAGGGCCUCCUGGACACAGAAAUCAACUACGAUGAGCGAGGCCACUUGCACGAUGCCUUCACCCAGAUGACCCACUUCCUCCAGGAGAUGGCUACUGCCCAGGGGUCCUUUCGGGUCGCCUUCCCUGAUGCCGCAAAGAAAAUGGAAAAGGUUAUAUUACAGCUUAAAGAAGCCCAAGCCUGCAUCCCUCCCUGUGGACUCCAGGAGGUCGCCCGGCGUUUCCGCUGCCGCGGGUGCUACUCCACGGUCUGCGACCUCCCGCUGGACUGCCCAGUUAAGGACGUGACAGUGACUCGGGGUCAACAGGCUAUGUUCUCUUGCACUGUGAACUUCCAGCUGCCGAAGGAAGAGAUCACCUAUUCCUGGAAGUUCGCAGGAGGUGGAAUCCGGACUCAGGACCUGUCCUACUUCCGAGAGAUUCCGCGGGCCCAAGGAUACCUGGCGCGGAUCCGGCCAGUGCAGCCCACGCACGGCGGGACCUUCUCUUGCGUGAUCACGCACGACCAGCGACCCCUGGCGCGGCUCUACUUCUUUCUUAACGUGACGGGGCCGCCUCCGCGCGGGGAGACCGAACUCCAGGUCUCUUUUCGGGAAGUGUUGCGCUGGGCGCCUCGGGAGGCGGAGAUGAUCGAACCCUGGAGACCGAGCCUGGGCGAGCUGCUGGCCAGACCCGAGGCUCUGACGCCAGGCAACCAGUGCCUGCUCGCGGCCGCUGUGGCGUUAGCAUCAGCCGGUGUGACCGUGCUGGCGUGGAUAUUCUUUCGAUGGUACUUAAGCAGCAGCUAACAAAGGUAUAUUUUUCUUCCUUAUCCGAUUUCCAUCCCUAAAAUAAAGAAUAUAUUUAAGCUCUCUAGAUUCUUUCAUCUUUGAAGGCGGUCACUAACGUAGGAGGAAGGGCGGCAUAUCCCAAAUAUGCCUAGGUGAGCAGGCCCCCACCAUGACAAUAAUAUACACGGCUGUCACAGUUCGAGCCCAGACCCCUCCCCAGAUUUCAGGCAGGAUCCUGGACAUUUCUACCUGCAGGCAUCACCCUUAAGUAGAGUCCUUGAUGUCACCCUGAAAGCUGCUUCCUCCUCAAGGCUUUCCUGCUGUCAUAAAGGGCACCACCAUCCACCCAGCUGCCCAACGAGAAACUAAGCUGCAUUUAAUCCUUCCUCCACUUCCAGUCUUCCAAGUCUCAGCCUUCUCAAUUCCUGACUCUCUCGUGAAGUUGCCUUCUCUCUAUGUGGUCCCAGUCACCACCAUCUUUUGCCAGAAACAGUGUAGCAGUGUCCCCAUUGGCCUCCCUGGCUCAUCUUGGCCUUGUCCCACCUCAAUCCAUUGCCCACAAAACAGCCAGAGUAAUAUUUUGAAGUUUGUCAGAUUGGAGCACUCCUCUUACCAGAACCCUUCAGUGCCUGCCCCACCCCCCAUUGCCAUUGGAACAAAAUCCAGUUCCUAGUCAAGGCCUUCAAAGUUCCCCAAGGUUCUGGCUAACCUUGGCUUGCCCCACUCUUUGCCCUUGAUCUUUCUACCGGGUAGAAAGAUCUUUGGCCUUUGCUCAUUUCUUGUAUUCAUCCAGAUUCUUCUUAUUCUCUGCAGGACCUGGGUCCAUGCUGUUUUCUGCCUAGACUAAUAUUUCUUCCCUUUUUGGUCUAGUUAAGUCAGUUAGGAUUUCCCCUGAACGGCCUUUACAUGAAUUAACCCAUUAUUCCCCAUGACAGCUCUCUGUGGGCUGGCACGGUAUUUAUGGGCCUGACUCCACCUCCCUCUCAUCCCCCUCUUAGCCCCACUGGCCUUCUUUUUUUUGGCCCUUCAACAUGCAAAGCUCAGUCCUGUCUCUGGGCCUUUGCACAUGCUGUUCUUCAUACUUGAAAUGACUUUACUCUGAACCUCACAAAGCCACCUCCCUCUCACUGCACAGGUCCCAGCUCUAGUGUCACCUUCUCUGACGACUCCCGUCACCCCAUAACUGACCUCCCCCUCUUUUACCUUGUGCAUAGCACUCCUUCAGGCCUAAUGUAAACUUCUUUUUUAAUUUGGUUUCAUGCCUUCCCCACUUGAAAGGUAAGCUCCUUCACAUCCUUAUUCACUGAUGUGUUCCCCUUCACUGAUUCAUUCAGUCAGCAAACAGUUACUGAGUGUAUACUUCGUGCCAGGCAUUUUCAAGGCCCUGUAGAAACAGCAGUGAAAAAAUCAGAAGAGACAAAAAUCUGCACCUUCAAGAUGAAGGAGACAAUUAAUAGAUACAAACUGUUAUGUAUAAAAUAAAUAAGCUACAAGGAUAUAUUAAACAGCACAGGGAAUACAGCCAGUAUUUUAUAAUAACUUUAUUUGGGGGGGGGGGUGUAGGUUUAUUUAUUUAUUUUUUAAUGGAGGUACUGGGGAUUGAACCCAGGACCUCAAGCAUGCUAAGCACACACUCUACUACUGAGCUAUACCCUCCUCCUACAAUAACUUUAAAUGGAGUGUAGUCUAUACAAAUAUUGAAUCACUAUGUUGUACACCUGAAACUUAUAUAGCACUGUAAGUCAACUAUACUUCAAUUUUUUAAAAAAAAUCUGCACCCUCAUGGAGUUGAGAUUCUCGUUGAUGGUCAAAAAAUAAACAAAAAAAUUAAGCAAAAAUACUCAUCAAGUCAUAUGAUAAUGGGUGUGAUGGAGAAAAUAAAGCAGAGAAGCAGAGAUGGGGGUGUUGGGGGAAGAAGGGUAACAAUAGGAUCUUUGGACAAGGCCUCACUGACAGUGACACCAUGAUAAGCUUACUUACAAAACAAACAGGCUCACAAAUAAAAAAAAAAAAAAAAAGGAAAGAAACAGACUCUCAGACAUAGAAAACAAACUUAUGGUUACCAAAGGGAAAGGGGAGUUGAGGAUAAAUUAGGAGUUUGGGAUUUGCAGAUACACACUACUAUGUGUAAAAUAGAAAAACACACUAUGCUGUACACCAGAAACUGACAGAGCAUGGUCAACAGUACUUCAAUUUAAAAAAAAAAGAAGGACUUAGAGGGAGGGUGUAGCUCAGUGGUAGAGCGAUGCUUACCAUGCACCAGGUCCUGGGUUCAAUCCCUAGUACCUCCAUUAAAUAAGUAAAUAGACCUGAUUAACUCCCCCCCCCAAAAAAAAUUAAGUAAUGAAAACAUUUUAAAAAGGACUUGAAGGGGAUGAGGUGCAAGCCAUGUGGAUAUUUGUGUCAAGAGCUCUCCAGGCAAAAGAAACAGCAGGGGCAAAAGCCCUGGGGCAGGAGUUUGCCUGGUGUGCGGAGGAGUAGCCAGGAGGUCAGUAUACCAGAGCAAGGCUUUAGGAAAUGAGUAUGCCAUGAGGUCAGAGGGAGCACGGGGGACCAGUUCACGCAGGACCUUGGCCACUGUAAGGUCUGCAUUUUCCUCUGUAUGAGAUCAUUGUGAGUUUUGAGCCAAGGAAGGUCAUGGUGGUAUUAGACUGGACUUACUCAGCUCCUGCAUGGAUGACAGACUGUAGCAGGGGCAGGGGUAGAAGCAGGGAUCACUGCUGGGUGCUGCGGUCAUCCAGGCAAGAGAUAGCAACUUUUUACAUUUAAUUUGGGGGGCGGUAGGUAAUAAGGUUUAUUUAUUUAUUUAUUAUUACUUUUGGUGUAGGUACGGGGGUCGAACCCACGACCUCAUGCAUGCUAGGCACACACUCUACCACUGGGCUAUACCCUCCCCCUGAGACAGCAACUUAAUAAUUGAGGGAAGAGUUGUGGUUUGGGGACAGAGUGGUGACAGGGAAGGUGAGGAGCAGUGCUUCUAGAUCUGUCUUGAAGAUAGAGCCAUUGGGAUUUGCUGAUGCAUCAGCAUGUUGGGUGUGAAAGAAAAGAGAAGGGUCAAGGAUCCAUUGUCUGGACAGCAGCAACGUCCAGGAGAACCCUCUGACGUAGGGGACUGUUCUAGAUCUGCCCUGUCCAGUAUGGCAGCCACCAACCCCAUGUGGCCACAAAGCACGUGAAAUAUGGCCAGUGCAAUUGAGAAAGUGAAUUUAUAAUCUUUUAUAACUUAGAUGACAUAAAUCUAAAUCAUCCUUCUGUGACAGUAAAAGUCAUUGGAGCCUGUGUCCAGGGAUCUUUAAUUCUGGGUCACACCCUCUUUGUUUAUUUGACUGAGAGCUCCUGGAAGGCAGGCUCUGCCUCUUGUUUUUGUAUUUUCGAACCUGGCAAAAUGUGUGGAAUUCAGUAGGAAUUUAAAUGUUUUUGUGACAGAUUGACUGAGUCAAAGAAUGAUGGAGUUGAAAAAAGAACUUAAUUUAGUCCCACAUGGUGAUGGCCACUGUUGUGAACAGUGCAGCUGUAGCAUUUGGGGGCCUGAGCAGCUGGAAGGAUGGAGUUCUGUUUCUUGAGAUAAGGGAGACUGUUAGAGGAGAAGAUUUCAUGGGGAUUGAGGAGGAUAGAUUGGGAGCUGGGUCUAGUAUUAGGUAUCCAACUGGAAACAUUUUGGAGGCAGUUGGGUACACAAUUUAGGGACGAGAUCUCCUCUGAAGAUGGAAGUUUCAGAGUCCCGCCUCCAGACGUGGAGCAUGGAUGAGGCAUUCGUGUACAAAAGAAGUAAGUGUAGGUGGAUGAAAGAGGUGGAUGAGAGGUUUCUUUUUGAUCAGUCAGCAACAUGAAGAGGAACCCACAAGGAAAACAGGGAUGGCAGGGCAGCUGUGGCAUUCCGGAAGCCACGUGAAGAAAGCAUUUCAAGGAGAGAGUGAUCAGCUGUCUCAGAGGCUGGAUCAUAAAGCCUGUUUCAUGAAGCAAAGGAGAUUAGUGUUAAUUUUUUUUUUUUAAUCUGGUUUUUGGUUGCUGCCUGUACUUCAUGUUUUCUUCUGUAAAGAGCUUUGAAGUUUUGAUCUGUGCUGUUGUUAUGCCAGUAACCGUGUGUGUCAGAUGUGUGAUGCAUUUUCCCUUCUCCAUGUGUGUUAUGUCCUUUAACAGAAGGCACAGCUGAGUCCCAGCUAACUGGAGUCACUUUGCUGUUUUGCUGCUUGUUGCAUGCACAUAGGAAUGGGCAGCGAGCUCCUUUCCCCUUCCCCAGAGCCGUUUGAUCUCUCCCAAAAUAUACCAGCAGCCUGCUUACUACUAAACUCAAUCCAAAAGGCCUUCAAAAAUACAGUGGAUAUCUUUUUUUUUUUUUGACUAACCAGUUUAUUGACAUUAUUUGAAACUUUUGAAACAUAAACGGAGAGGCUUUUUGUUGAGACACUGUCAAAACAAUUUUUUGAAAUGUUCCUGAAACUCACAUGGAUUUGAAGAUGAAAGGAUGUUACUACCAUCCUUAUUAGUCGUUGGGAGGAGGAAAAAUAUGACUUUAUUCCACCUGAAAAAUAUAUACAGGCUUAUAUCUUUUAUUGUCUAAAACAAUAAGCUAAAAUGAAUUUCUAUAAUUUUAAUUUGAAGAUUGAAUAAAUAUUUUUCAUAAAGAUAAAAAAAACUAUCUCAGAAGCUAAUGACUAGGAAACAGGAAGCCUGAGAAUUGGCCCUCAGUUUUAUCCACAUGGAUAUCAUUGAUGAAACUGAUGAGCAAUUUCCAUGGCGCAGUGGGGGGUGACCAUCUGACUGGCAUGCGUUUAAGACUCAAUGAGAGUCUUAAACAGCAAGGUCCUACAGGGAACUAUAUUCAGUAUCUUGUAGUAACCUAUAAUGAAAAAAUAUGAAAAGAAAUAUAUGUAUGUGUGUGGUUGGCUGGACCAUUAUGCUGUACACCAGAAACUGACACAACAUAGUAAACGGACUCUACUUCAAAAAAGAUUUUUUUAAAUAUAUAGCAUUUAUUCACUACUGAAAGAAAAAGGACUCAGUGAGAGUCAAAAUCAUCUGUCAUUAGAGAAACACCAAUCAAAACCACGAGAUACCACUUCACCCCCACUAGGAUGGCUAUAGUCAGAAAGUCAGGAAAUAACAUGUCAGAUGUAGGAUGGAGAGAAUUCAGAACCCUCAUAUUUUGCCAGUGGGAAUGCAAAGUGGUGCAGCCACUGUGGAAAACAUUCUGGCAGUUCCUCAAUACGUUAACCAUACAAUUACCGUACGAUCCAGCAAUUCCAUUCCUAAAGAAUUCCAUCUAAGAAACUUAAACCUACGUCCACACAAAAAUUUGUACAUGAGUGUUCAUAGCAUUAUUCACAGUAGUCAAAAAAUGAAACUAUCCCAAAUGUCCAUCAGCUGAUAAGGGGAUAAACAAAAGGUGAUACAUCCCUACAGUGGAAUAUUAUUUGGCAAUAAAAAGCAUCAGUGAUACACACAGCAACAUGCUUGAACUUUGAAAAAGUGCUAAAUAAAAUCUGUCAGAGAAGA